Synchiropus splendidus (mandarinfish) is the source of this 2286-nucleotide messenger RNA. RefSeq names its product ras homolog gene family, member Gd (gene rhogd). The transcript is spliced from 2 exons. Gene Ontology annotation, cellular component: cell cortex; cytoplasmic vesicle; cytoskeleton. Gene Ontology annotation, biological process: actin filament organization; regulation of cell shape; small GTPase-mediated signal transduction. Lineage: Eukaryota; Metazoa; Chordata; Actinopteri; Syngnathiformes; Callionymidae. The record is from RefSeq and is a predicted model, not a curated record. Gene Ontology annotation, molecular function: GTPase activity; protein kinase binding; GTP binding. Bases 96 to 671 code for a protein of 191 amino acids.
UCUGGUUUCCCGGAUGUCACUGUGAUUGACUAAACCAGACGAAAAGAGAUCGAAAGCCUAGUGGCGGUGCUGCAGCCCCAGCGGUCGUCAGCAGGAUGCAGACCAUAAAGUGUGUGGUGGUGGGAGAUGGAGCCGUGGGCAAAACCUGUCUGCUCAUCUCCUAUACCACCAAUGCCUUUCCUGAAGAAUACAUUCCAACAGUGUUUGACAAUUACAGUGCACAGAUGAGCGUGGAUGGCCGCACAGUCAGCCUUAACUUGUGGGACACAGCCGGCCAGGAAGAGUAUGACCGCCUUCGCACGCUCUCCUACCCCCAGACCAACGUCUUCAUCAUCUGCUUUUCGAUCGGCAGUCCCUCUUCCCAUGCCAACGUUAGGCACAAAUGGCACCCUGAGGUGUCUCACCACUGCCCCAAUGUGCCAAUCCUGUUGGUGGGCACCAAGAGGGACCUCAGGGGCGACGCGGAAACGGUUAAAAAGCUGAAGGAGCAAAGCUUGGCGCCUACCACCCAGCAGCAAGGCAAUGCCCUUGCCAAGCAAAUCGGGGCGGUUAAAUAUAUGGAGUGUUCUGCUCUGCUGCAGGAAGGCGUGAGAGAGGUGUUUGCUGAAGCUGUGAGGGCCGUGUUGUAUCCAGUCACCAAAAAGAACGCCAAGAAGUGUGUCCUGUUGUAAUGCCCGUUUUUCACAUGUGGACUGGAGAGAGAUGAAUCCACAAACGGAAGUGAAGACUGAGGAACACCGGCCUUCGUCUUGCUGCCUCGAUGCCACCCGCAGCAGUUUGGACUUUGUUUCCCCUCAGUUCUUGUUCUCCUGUGAGGAUUUCUCAGCGAUGUCAUCACCACCAAAGUGACUCUGCCAAUAUCUGGGCACACAGACCGGAUCUUUGCUAUUUUUCUUCCAUUUUAACCUUUGAUAUUUACAUUUCUCAUAUUUUUACAAUGGUUCUAGAUUUAUAGCGUCUCUGCUUUGCCUAACUCUGAUCAUGGUUGUCACAAGCCAUAACACCGUCUAAAGCAAUUUACCCUGUUUGACUGGAGAGAAGAGGUCUACCUUUGUUUCAGGUGGAGAAAUAAUGACUACCUCACACUUCUCACCUGUGUUGCAUCUCACCACAAAUCUCAAAAAGACAAAUAGUCACCUGCUAUCAAAAUGACGUACACGACCAGGAAUAGGGUGAGCAAGUUCCCAGCAGAGCUUGAGUGUAGACCAGGUGUGGUGGCUUCCAGACAAAUGUCAGCUCUCUUAAACCUGAGUUUUGGCUUCACCGCUCCAGUCUCUGCUGUGUUCAGUCGGGCAUGUGAGAGUGGCCUGUCACCGCCAUGCAUCAUCCUCACUGUGUUAUUAAAGAGAGCUGGACCCAUCACCUGAGCCCUCUGAUGAUAGAGAGGUGUCACAGUCAUCCACAAGUUUAGUGCUCACUUAAGAGAUAGGGAGACACUUCAUGUUGUGUCAUUAACGGUUUCUAUUUCUCCUUGCCAAGUGCUGUUAUGGCCAAAGUAUAUUUUUUAGUUGUGACAUUGUCCAGAAACUCCAAAAAGAGAGUAUUUGUCAGUCAAACUACUUCACCCAUGUUUGGCAUGCAAUUUAUUCUCGUUGGUUUCAAAUCCAAGACUUAUUUUUCUACGUUUCCUGCCGUUUUUGUGCCACAGCUGCCUUCACAUUUGUUUUUCAUCUUCCAAUCUCAGGAUGUCAUUAUACGGCCUUAUAUUUGGUUUCUUUUUUUAAUACCAAAUACAAUAUCAGUGCUUUUUUUAGGGACAAAAAAAACGGCCAAGAUUCUUUUUGUUUUGUUUUACGUGAUUAUCACACUCCUCAGGUCACUUGAGUGACAUAUACAGUCUUGUAAGUCGGGUGUUAAGCUACAAUUCUUGAGUCGUGUGCCUUGUCAUCUAGAUGUUUUUAGUAUUUUUAUAAUCUGUUAAUCACUUGGGUCCCAUGGCCCUCAAUAUGUGGCUUUAGUAGAUCUGCACACCAGCAGAGAGGAUGUGUGAAAUGAUGUGUGUGGAGGGUUGAAUGUAAAACUGUCAGCUGUGGUCAGAUUCUUAUUUUUGUAAUCUCUUCCCCCCCCGUGUCCUGAUUUCACUGCUAUUGAAGUGGAGCGUGCACCCGCGGCCCCUCCACGCCUGCGUCCCAGAGCUGUAUGCUGCCGUGUGCGUGGUACUACGCUUAUACACUGGGAACUUGAUUUGUAGAAAACUUUGUUUUAUAUAUAACAAACAUAUUUGUAUAAAUGAACUAACAGUGAAAUGACUUUAAAUUAUGCCAAAUAAAAUGGUGCUUUAAGCCA